Molecule: messenger RNA, 612 nt
Organism: Penicillium angulare
Lineage: Eukaryota; Fungi; Ascomycota; Eurotiomycetes; Eurotiales; Aspergillaceae
Exons: 2
Coding region: 1-612 (203 amino acids)
Source: RefSeq, a predicted model, not a curated record
AUGAAACUUACUAUUAUCUUUUCGGCUAUCUGCACCUUUCUAGGUGGAGUAUAUGCAAGCUUCUUGGAUGUUGAAGAAUCAAACGUGUAUUGCGCCACCAUUGCUAAGAUUUGUUCUGAUCUCGACAAUGCCAGCGCUUAUUUCAGCCAUCUAAAAUCUUCGGAUAGGGUGACACCUCCUACUCAGUUGGCUUUGGAGCUAAUUGAAGGCUUAGAUCAUAUGCAAUUUUUUAUGAAGGAUGUAUCUUCCAUGGAUCUUACUUCAUAUCCGCAGUUGAAACCACUUAAAUUGAUCAUUCCUGCAAUUCAGAACGGAUUGCAGGACCAAGCCGCAACAUUGGAGAAACAACUUGCAAGAGGUGAAGUUGAUGAUGGAAUUCGGUCUAGAAUCGAUUCCAUUUCGAAAGGUCUGGCGCAGGCGACCAGUAAGCUCAAUGAUGGUAAUUGGGCAGCGCCCUGUGACUUGAAUGAGCAUGUGAAGCUUGGUUUUUUGACCAGCUAUUUCUGUAGUCUUGCCAUUGCUCUUCAGAUCUUUAUUGGAGUUCUCAACUUAUUCAACCUUUUGAGUUCUGUCAUAGCUGUUCUUCAACUGAUAUGCAUCCUCCGUCCAUAG